AUGAGCGCCAGUAGCGGAAAUUUGGUUAAACCAGGGAAUGAUACGUCAAGGAAGAAAGUGACUUCUGCUCAAAGAGAACUAUAUAUGAAACCACUAUUGAGAUUGAAACAACAGCAAGAUAUUCUCGAAAGGGGUCUAAUUAGUGCAAUUGGAAACAUGAAAAUAGACCCGAAUUUGAUACAGGAUAUUAUGCACGAGCACAGAGAAUUAUUUUCUAAGAGGCAAGACUUUUUGAACACAAUGUAUAAAAAUAUAAACGAUAUUAAUUUUGAGUUGAAUUCUGUGAAACAUACUGCGAAGAAUCCGGAAGAUAUACAAAAGUUAGAUGUUAAUACGUACAAAUCAAAAUUGAUCAAACUUUCGCAAAAAAUGCAGGAUUUCAAGAAAUCCUGUCCCAUUCGAACUUUAAUGGAGGAAGGAGUUGCAUUGAAUACCGAAUUAGACGAACUCGAUUUUAAUUUAGAAAAGUAUGAGAAAGCGCAGAAAGAUGCAUUUCUACAAUUUUCGCAUGAAAAUAAAGUGGAAAAUAAAAAGGAGAAGACAGAAUAUAAAGAUGUAGACGAUUUUCAUGAUCUGGUUGCCCUAACAGGACACACGGGAAAUUGGAGUUCAGAGGACCAUCUGUUCUUUUUAAAAAUGAGAAAAAAGUGCGAGAAUAUUCCAGCCCUAGUUGCAGCUAUUAGAAAAAAAUGUCCAGAUUUAUCGCCAGAAACUAUAGUGAAUCACGAAGCGUGGUUUAAACAUUACGAAGAACUGCGUGAAAAGCAAAAGGCAGCAGUGAAAGAGUGGCGUCAACAAAAGGAAUUAGAAAAAAAAAAGAACAUGGACGAAAUUAAAAAAGAAAUUGAAAGUGCUUCCGAAGAUGAAGCUUUUCAAGAUGAAAAUGCAAAAGAGAAAACCAUAAAUAUUCCAAAAAAGACAAAGUCGUCUAAACCAGAAUCCAGAAGUACCAACAGCAGUGCUGAUUCGAAUAGAAGUGAUAAAAAGGAACAAAUUAAAAGAUGGAAACUCGAGAAGGAAAAUAAACGCUCAAUGGACGAGGAGCAGGUAAAAAUGCAACUGAAACUGAAGAAGGAAGUGCAGGAAAAUAGAAGAAAAAAGCGUAGAGAGAAAAUUCAGGAAGCUCUGGAAGAAUACAAAAAGAAAAAAUCUUUAGAAAAUGCUUUGAAAGAAAUGGACGAACAUUCGAAGGAAAAAUAUAAAUAUGACGCAACUUUGAUUAAAGAAUUUAGAAAGCAGGAUAAAGAAUUUACGAAGAAAAGGAAAGACUUGAUUCGACGUUCAAGAAAACCAAGCAAGAGCGAACUAGUGGAUGUAAAGAGGGUGGAGCUCGUGGAGACCCGAGAUUAUUCAACUUUGCUAAAUACUACGAAGGUUUGGAGGGAGAAAUGUAAAGUCGAAGACUCAACGAAACACUCGAAUGAAUUUCAAUAUAUCAAGGAUAUCCCAAACAUGUGUAUCCGAUGGAGGAACGAAGAAUCAGAAGAUCUAAAAAUCUAA
Messenger RNA from Eufriesea mexicana, 1500 nucleotides. Its product is annotated as coiled-coil domain-containing protein 112. Lineage: Eukaryota; Metazoa; Arthropoda; Insecta; Hymenoptera; Apidae. The record is from RefSeq and is a predicted model, not a curated record. The transcript is spliced from 6 exons. The coding region runs from base 1 to 1500 and encodes 499 amino acids.